Messenger RNA from Vanrija pseudolonga, 1805 nucleotides. Its product is annotated as Sugar transporter STL1. Gene Ontology annotation, biological process: carbohydrate transport; transmembrane transport. Lineage: Eukaryota; Fungi; Basidiomycota; Tremellomycetes; Trichosporonales; Trichosporonaceae. The coding region runs from base 28 to 1764 and encodes 578 amino acids. The transcript is spliced from 6 exons. The record is from RefSeq and is a predicted model, not a curated record. Gene Ontology annotation, cellular component: membrane. Gene Ontology annotation, molecular function: carbohydrate:proton symporter activity.
CUCCGCCCGCCCCACACACCCCGCACCAUGUCCACCACGACCGAACCGAAAGAACCACUCGCGAAGAAGGUCUCGCGCCACGAGGCGGGCUUCGAGACCCCGCCCAUUGAUCUCGAGGAGGCGGCCCUGCUCCGUCCCACCAAGCUGCGCGGCAAGGCGCUCAACUUUAUGGUCACGUUCGUGGCCGGCACCGGGUUCACACUCUUCGGCUACGACCAGGGCGUCAUGUCUGGCCUGCUGACCCUCCCGUCGUUCGUGGCGCGCUUCCCCAUGACCGACACCUCUGGCGCCUUCGAGAACCGGCACAAUGCAACCCUGCAGUCGCUCCUGAUUGCGAUCUACGAGCUGGGCUGUAUGGCCGGCGCGCUGAGCAACCUCUGGGUUGGUGACAAGCUAGGCCGUCGGCACACGAUCUCACUCGGCGGUGUCAUCAUGAUCGUCGGCGCCGCCAUCCAGGCCGGAGCAGUCGACUACGCCAUGAUGCUCGUUGGCCGUGUCGUCACCGGCCUCGGGAACGGUCUCCUCACGUCCACGGUCCCGGCAUACCAGAGCGAGUGCGCCAAGCCGCACCGGCGCGGCCAGCUGGUCCUGUUCGAGGGCUCACUCAUCACCUUUGGCAUCAUGAUCUCGUACUGGCUCAACCUGGGCUUCUACUUCACCAAGGGCGAGGUGGCGUGGCGGUUCCCGAUCGCCUUCCAAAUCGUCUUCGCAAUCGUCAUGAUCGCAUUCAUGUACCUCUUCACCCUGCCCGAAUCGCCCCGCUGGCUCGUCGCGCGCGGGCGCAACGCCGAGGCCCUCGCCGUGCUCGCCGCACUCGACAACACGGGCGUCGAUGACCCCGCCGUCCGGCAGACGUGGCACGGCAUUCUGGACGCCGUGGCGGCCGAGUCGGCCGAGGGCUUCCAGUUCCGCCAGAUCUUCACGCACGGCAACUCGCAGAACUUUAGGCGCACGCUGAUUGGCAUGCUGUCGCAGUGCUUCCAGCAAAUCUCAGGCAUCAACCUCAUCACAUACUACCUCACUUCCGUCCUCCAGGACAUGGGCAUCCAGGAGACGCUGUCCCGCGUGCUCUCCGGCGUAAACGGCACAGUCUACUUCCUGACGUCCCUCGUCGCCAUCCUGCUCAUCGAGCGCUGGGGUCGCCGCCCACUCAUGUUCUGGAUGGCGCUAGCGCAGGGCGCCACCAUGGCCAUCUUGGCCGGGCUGUACAACACCAAUGCGCGCGGCAACAAGGCCGCGCAGGGCGUCAGUGUACUCAUGCUCUUCCUCUUCAACACGUGGUUCUCGAUCGGGUGGCUAGGCAUGUCGUGGCUGUAUCCGGCCGAAUUGACAGGCCUUCGCAUUCGUGCGCCUGCGAACGCGCUGAGCACCGCGACGAACUGGUUGUUCAACUUCUACGUCGUUAUGGCUACCGGGCCCAUGUUUGCAGGCAUCAGAUGGGGCACAUAUGCCCUCUUCGCGGCGUGUAACAUCCUCAUUAUCGCCCCGGUGGUCUGGAUUUGGUUCCCCGAGACGAAGCGCUACUCCCUCGAGGAGCUGGACAUUAUCUUCGCUCUCGCGCACCAGCAGGGUGUGAACCCCGUCAAGAUCAGCAUCUCGGGCGAUAUCCCGCCGGCGGGAUCGCGCGAGGCCGAGCAGAUCCUCGGGAGGGCAGGGGAGCCGAGGGGCGGCGAGGGCGGAGGUAUUACGCGUCGCCUGUCGCGCGCACUUAGCCGCGAUGGUGCGCAUGCCAAGCCGGAGACGAGGCACAGCGAGGGGGUGUAGAUGUAGAGUAGUCGACAAGUAUGCAGCGGUGAUUUGAGGAA